This is a messenger RNA of Phalaenopsis equestris, 2592 nucleotides long. RefSeq names its product mitogen-activated protein kinase kinase kinase 1-like. Gene Ontology annotation, biological process: protein phosphorylation. The record is from RefSeq and is a predicted model, not a curated record. Bases 219 to 2222 code for a protein of 667 amino acids. Lineage: Eukaryota; Viridiplantae; Streptophyta; Magnoliopsida; Asparagales; Orchidaceae. The transcript is spliced from 9 exons. Gene Ontology annotation, molecular function: protein kinase activity; ATP binding.
AUGGAACAGCGGACCACAAAAUUCGUGUCGCCUGGCAGUCUAUCCUAAUCUAUUUACCUUUGUACUCUCUACCGCGUACGCCAUCAGCAGCUUUCACAGUCAACCGCGUAUUCCAGCAGACCGAAGAAAGGAAGAAGUAGACAAGAAACCCUCGAUUUCUAUCUCUCAUCUCGAAACCCUAGACCUGCCCUCCCCUGUAAUGGAGUAUAUGCUCUCCAAUGUUCUCCUUCGUUAACAAGAAGAAGAGCAACCACCGGCGUGAGGGGAAGAAGGCGGAGGCGCGGAGACCGAGGUUGGAGAGGCGGAACGCUGCGAAGAAUAUCGAUUACGAGGCCUCCUGUACGUCGUCGGACGAGUCGACUUCGUUGCAGACGUCGCGCUCACUUGAUUUCUCGCCGGUGGGUUAUUCGAGUCAGAGUAGCUUCCGCAUCGGAGGAAGCAUAGAGGGAGAGGUCGAGCAUCUCUACCAGAGCCUUGGAUUAUCCGGUCCUGAGGACUUCGCCAUCCCCAUUGCAGCGUGGGAGGCAUCUCUCAAGUUUCGAUCAUCGUCUGAUGUUCUCCCUCGCUCCCGAUUUCUAGAGUCGGAGGAUCCAUGUGUAACAGCCGAUCUCGCGGAGGAGGCUAACGGUGAGGCGGCUCUGCUUGGCGAGGAUGCUGGAGUUAGACCACCUGGGGUGGAGGAAGCGGUGGUCCUUGAGGAAAUUAGUGUUGGAGAUGAGGGAUCUGCGGAGGAUUUGUGGUCGUCGGUACGGAUAAAUAGCUGCGGAGAUGGGGGAAUUACGGGAAAUCGCUUGCCAGUUCUUCCCGCUCCUACUCCUGCAGUGUCAGUUCCUUCUUCUGCGCCAGCUAUCUCGGUUCGUUUGCCCACGAUUUCAACAACACUUCCUGUUGCGGUGGUGAUUAAAGAGGAAAUUGAGGAUAGACACGCGGUUGAGAUAGAUGUGCUCCUGGAAGAAAAUAGGAUUAGAGAUGAGGAAGUAGCGGGGAUCCAGCGGUCGACUGUAGGCAGAAGUGGUCGCGUCGAUGUAGGAAUUAAGGGUACUCGACCCCCGGUUCUCACUCCCCCGCCUCUAGUCUCGGUUCUAUCCACUUCUCCUGUAAGGUCGCUUCUUCCCCCGCCGCCUUCGAUGGCACUUCCUGUUCACGACAGAGCAAGUUCGACUUGGGACAUAGUGAAAUCUUUUGCCCCGUCCGAUGAGAACGAGAUUAGCGAUAGGAGGAGAUCGUUCGGCUUAGAUGUGCAGGAAGAUGAGGAGGAUGAUGAAAGUGUUGGAAGUGGAGAAGCUGGUGAAGCUUUGGAGAGUACUGUGAUGGAAGGUGAAACAUCGGACGGUACUGGGUCUUUCUCAACGUCUAUUGAUGAUGAUUCCUCAAGCACUACAACUGAAUUUGUCAUCUCACCAAAUGGGCGGUUCAAGAAAAAAAUUAGAUCUUGGAUGCGCGGCCAUCUUCUGGGUAGUGGUUCUUUUGGAACCGUGUAUGAAGGGAUCAGCGAUGAUGGUACAUUUAUUGCUGUUAAAGAGGUGUCUUUGCUGGAUAAAGGAAGCAAUGCUCAACAAUGCAUUCUUCAGCUCGAACAAGAAAUUGCACUUUUGAGCCAGUUUGAGCAUGAAAACAUUGUCCAGUAUUAUGGAACUGAUAAGGAAGAAUCAAAGCUUUACAUCUUCCUUGAGCUUGUAACACAAGGUUCAAUAGCAUCUCUUUAUCAAAAGUAUCAUUUGCGCGAUACCCAAGUCUCAUCGUAUACAAGACAAAUUCUCAAUGGCUUGAAUUAUCUUCAUGAACGUGAUGUGGUGCACAGAGAUAUCAAAUGUGCCAAUAUAUUGGUUCAUGCAAAUGGUUCUAUCAAACUUGCAGAUUUUGGAUUAGCGAAGGAGAUUUCGAAAUUCAAUGAUCUGAAAUCUUGCAAAGGAAGUGUGUACUGGAUGGCCCCAGAGGUUGUCCAUCCAAGGAAGACAUAUGGGCGCGCAGCUGAUAUAUGGAGCCUGGGCUGCACAGUUCUUGAGAUGCUGACUCGUCAGAUUCCUUAUCCGAAUGUCGAGUGGCAACAUGCGUUCUACAGAAUUGGGCGUGGCGAUCAACCCCCAAUACCCAAUCACCUAUCAAGCGAUGCGCAGGAUUUUAUCAGGAAGUGCGUGCAGGUGGAUCCAAAUGCAAGACCCACUGCUGCUCAGCUGUUAGAGCACCCCUUUAUCACCAGGAGGCCACUUGAAACCUAUUAAUUAUUAGCUCCUUGGUAUGAGCGGAUUUAUUGAUUCGGGGAGAGGACCGUAUCUCACCCAGUAGACACGUGGGAACGUUUACCUUUGGGGAGCAUUCAUACGUGUGGCCUGAUUUAGCCAGUAGUCGAUCAAGCUGAACGAUAUGAAUUGGGAUCUGCAUAAAAAAUAGCAGAUGGUAUUGGGAUGGUAUUGAAUGAGGUUAGUGAGUGUAUAUUGUAAUAAUAUCUUGUGCUUUCUCUUUUUCUCCCAUUAACUAUUUGUUUCUACGCAAAUUUGUAGGUUAUUUGUAGUAAUCUUAGAGCUUUAAGUAUUAUUAAUCACUAAUAUUGGUGAUUCCUUUUUUUUUCUUUUUUUUUUCUUUUUGGAUUAU